UAUUGGCGGAAUUUGCCGAAUGAGCGAGCGAGUACAAGUUGAGAAAGAAGGCGAAGAAACUAAAAAUCUGUCGUUCACUUUAGUGAUGUAAAUUUUGAAAAUUUAACAAAAUGGUAUUGUAAAAGCGUAAUUGGACUGUAGUAUUUUCAUUUUAACUAUAUCAUAGUGAUAUUGUUUUGACUAUUUAACCUAUAACGUUGUCGAUCAUCGGUAAAGUGAGAGAGUUCAGUGCGAGUGCAAGGGUGGUAGUAACGAGAAAUGUGAAGUAUCUAUGAAGUUCAGGAUUUUAAGGCCGUUUAUUUUAUACCUUUAAUAAUGAGCGGACGCCCUAGGACCACGUCGUUCGCCGAGGGCAGCAAAUCCGUUCGAAAAACAUUCGAUAAUCAACCACCGAAACCACCACCUUUAGGAGGCGUAAAAAUUAGCAGCGACGUGGACACUCCUAAAAAAACCGAGCUGGCUACGGAUAAGAAGGCUGCCUCCUCGCAUCGCAAGGACGGCUCGAAGGUGACGACUGUGGUGGCAACGCCGGGCCAGGGCCCGGAUCGGCCACAAGAAGUUAGUUAUGCUGACAUGAAGCUCAUCGGAAACGGCAGUUUCGGUGUCGUUUACCAGGCCAAAUUAUGUGACACUGGCGAACUUAUUGCUAUUAAAAAGGUGCUCCAGGACAAAAGGUUUAAGAAUCGAGAGCUUCAAAUCAUGCGACGAUUGGAACAUUGUAAUAUUGUCAAAUUGAAAUACUUCUUUUAUUCUAGUGGAGAAAAGGCGGCAGUGCCCGCAGCAGUGAGCGCAAUGUUAAACGCAAUGCAGUCUCUUGAAGUCGAAAAGGAUGAAGUGUACCUGAAUUUGGUGCUGGAGUAUAUACCAGAGACUGUGUAUAAAGUGGCACGUCACUACUCCAGAGAUGAACAAACCAUACCCAUUAGUUUUAUAAAGCUGUAUAUGUACCAGUUGUUCAGAAGCCUCGCAUACAUCCAUUCGCUGGGCAUCUGCCACCGGGACAUAAAACCACAAAACCUACUCCUAGACCCGAAGACAGGCGUGCUCAAGCUAUGUGACUUCGGUUCGGCGAAGCAUCUUGUACGCGGGGAACCCAACGUUUCCUACAUAUGCUCGCGAUAUUACCGCGCUCCUGAACUCAUUUUUGGCGCCAUAGAUUAUACCACUAAAAUUGAUGUCUGGAGCGCAGGAUGUGUUGUAGCAGAAUUACUUUUGGGUCAACCGAUAUUCCCGGGCGACUCUGGUGUUGAUCAAUUGGUGGAGAUAAUCAAGGUUCUAGGCACGCCUACACGAGAACAAAUCCGAGAAAUGAAUCCGAACUAUACAGAAUUCAAGUUUCCCCAAAUCAAGAGUCACCCUUGGGCAAAGGUGUUCCGCGCGUGCACACCGCCGGACGCGAUCUCGCUGGUGUCGCGGCUGCUAGAGUAUACGCCGGGCGCGCGACUGUCGCCGCUGCAGGCGUGCGCGCACAGCUUCUUCGAUGAACUACGUGAGCCGGCAGCGCGUCUGCCCAACGGGCGCUCGUUACCGCCACUCUUCAACUUCACCGAGUACGAGCUCGCCAUCCAGCCCUCGCUCAACGACUUCCUGAAGCCGCGCGCCGCGCCCGCCGCCGAGCACGCGCACGACGCGCCCGCCGCUGGCGCCUCCGCCGCGCCGCCGCCCGACCACGACGCGCAAGGCGAGAGCGCGGCGAGCGGGCCCAGUGGCGGGUCCCCGGGCGCUUCGUAGGCGGCGCGCGCGCCGGCCGGCGCCCGGACGGCCGGACGGUCCGGAUGGCCGGCUCUGGACGGUCCCGGACGGCCCGGCCGCCCCGCGCCCGCACCUCGCGCCUGCAUUUACGGCGGCGGCGCCUGCCGAGCCGCUCGCUUCGCUCCGCCGCCGCGGACGGCUGCCGACAUCGGACCUCUCCGACUCCGAGUUUAGAUUGAGAGUCACUCGUAUGCUAUUUAGUGAUAGUCCUUUUCGUGUUGGCCAUCGGGAAAAAUUAAAUGCAUAAUAGGUGUUUCGGCGAGUAAUCGUGUGAUACUGUAGUGUAAUUGUCGAUAAAGCUUGAGCUGUCGUAGUCGGUAAGAAGGGUAAAUCCAUUAUAGAGUCUAAACCGUCGCGAUGUGAUUACUUUGUACUUUUGUAAGCUCAAAUUGUCUUUUUAUGUACAUACCUUAAAUACUGUUUUUAAAAAAUAUUGUUUAUUUGGUAAACGACAGAUAACUAUCUGGAAAAAAUUCUUUCUUUCACUUUGUAAUAUUUACUAAUAUAACAAUUUUUUGAAUUAUUUGCUUUUAACUGUGUAGCCCAUAAUUCUUCGAGACGAUGUUGCAUUAGACAAAAAGAGGUAGUCACAUGUUUGUUUCACGUGAAUCACCUAUUGAGAGAUAGCCACAUGAUACUGUAGUAAGGAACGUAACCUUGCUUGGGCAGUGUAAUCAGUAGGGAAGACAUAUUCAGUAGUGCAUUAGCGUAUUUAUUGUUGGAACGUAUCACUAUGAGACGUACGCCUAGUGUUAUUUCAACGAUGAAAAUUAGCAAACAGAGCAUUAUUUGCAUUCAUAGAGAGCAUACUUGUAAAUUUUUAUAACUAGUGUAAACUGAUCUCUCAAGAUAAUUUAUAAUAUUUAACAAUAUCACAAAAUAUUAUCUAUUUGUAUAAACAAUUCAGAGAAUAUAAAUUUCUAGAUAUACAUUAUUAGAUAUUUAUUUUCUCGGCAACUUCUUUGUUAUUAAACAUUUUAUUGCGGUGUACCUCGUCUUAUCCAGUGCUGGAUAAAUGUAAUGUAUUUAAUAGCACUGUCAGUGUCCUAAUGUAACAACAUAGUUUUUCGAUAAUAUUGUAUUCUAUAUUCAAUAAAUGAUAUUUCUAUUAUAUAAAAUAAAAUUUGUCAUUGAGAACACUAUUAUUAGUAGUCAUUUAUGAAAACAAUGUUAAAAUAAUGAUAUAAAUUUCAUUGUCAUAGUUUUAAGUAUUCAAGUAAUUUCAUUUUGCACUUCAAUUUGGCAUACAGUUCCAAAUUAGGCGAAGGUAUUUAAAUCUUUAAUUGUAGACUAACGAAAUCUUUUUUAAUGGUGUAGAAGUAGCCUAAACGCAUGACCUUAUUGGUAUUAAUAACCAUUACCUCUUGCACCGUUUUUUAGUAUGCGACUUUUUAAAAAUGUGGCAGCUGAGGAUGUUUUGAUAAAGAGGGGAAUCUACUCAUCGCUUACACCAGUCAGUGCUGAUGGAUGAUGACGUUAUCGUAGUUAUUAUUUUAUUAUAUGUGAAUUAGUAAUAUGCAAUAACGAAAUUAUUAAUCCUAAUCUAUUUUUAGUAUCUGUCGUGACAUGGACAACUAGUUAGUUCUCGGUGACCCCUCAAUGAAAUUAAAUGAUAGAAAUGUGGUGUGCACAAAUGAUCACACUUCAAUUCAUAUUCAUACCCAUAUCAUUGUCAAUCAUACUAAAUAUAAUUGAUUUUUAACGAUCUUGAUGAGAGAAUAUACGAGCAGCAAAUAUUGCUCUUUUAAAAUAUAUAAUUUUAGAAAAAGAAAUAUUUAAGUUCUAUUUCUUUGAUUGGAUUUAAUUUUUUUACUAUUACAAUUAUUCUGUAAUAAUAUUCCUACAUGUAUUACGCUAAAGCCCCGAAUGCUAAAUAUAUUUAUUAUACAUUAUUAUGUAUUACAAUUAUGUACCUAUGUACUAUUUACGUAUAAAUUAUUGUAUGUUAAGUGCGCUCGGCGCACCGAUUUGAAAUCACAUAGUGGAGCUUAGUUAUCGUCGUUAAGGCUAUUCGUUUGCUGACACACCUUUAUAAUUCGUGUAAAUAUAUUAUUAUAAUUAUCUUUAUGGCAUGACUCUGAGUAACGUUUAUCGAUAAUUGUAUAUCGACUAGCGGUUAGUGGACGACCUCUUGCACUAGCGCAGUUGUCAGUUCGCUCCGCUUGCAGUCUGAGGCAGACUGCGGCCUGGGGCUCCGCUGCGGACUCAGUAAGGGACACGGUAGUUUAGAUAUGCAUAUUUUUAUUAAGUCUAUCUAAUAUAAAUUUUGUAAUCGACGUUGCUUCUAAAGACCUUCUGUGUAAAAAGUUAUAAAACAUACUAGUGACCUGAACGUGUGAAGCGAUGUUUAUGAACGUCUCUAUCCCACUGAAUUCUCACUUUCACGAUUUGCGUGCACAUUUCUACAUGAGAAUUUCCCAUAAAAUACAUAGUUCGAAAUGGGGUUAUGACUUAUAAAUUAUUUAAAGUAAAAAGAGUUUCUUAUUACUAUUACUUGUAAUGUUAAAUUUAAUAGUGAGUGAAAUUUGUAUUUGUUUUAAUAUUUGUUUUACUGAAUUUGAAUACAUCAUAACACCCAUAUCGUUGUUAGUUAUGAAUGAAAAUAACCUAAUUAUAAAAGUAAAUAUUAAAUGAAUAGUAAA
This is a messenger RNA of Galleria mellonella (greater wax moth), 4394 nucleotides long. It is a transcript of the gene sgg, whose product is annotated as glycogen synthase kinase-3 beta. NCBI's taxonomy places the organism in Eukaryota, Metazoa, Arthropoda, Insecta, Lepidoptera, Pyralidae. Gene Ontology annotation, cellular component: cytosol; nucleus; axon. The transcript has 11 exons. The record is from RefSeq and is a predicted model, not a curated record. The coding region runs from base 316 to 1731 and encodes 471 amino acids. Gene Ontology annotation, biological process: protein phosphorylation; negative regulation of canonical Wnt signaling pathway; signal transduction. Gene Ontology annotation, molecular function: ATP binding; protein serine/threonine kinase activity.